Molecule: messenger RNA, 762 nt
Organism: Condylura cristata (star-nosed mole)
Lineage: Eukaryota; Metazoa; Chordata; Mammalia; Eulipotyphla; Talpidae
Product: 60S ribosomal protein L21-like
Biological process (GO): translation
Cellular component (GO): ribosome; cytosolic large ribosomal subunit
Molecular function (GO): structural constituent of ribosome
Source: RefSeq, a predicted model, not a curated record
AUGACCUACACUCAAGGGGAGAGAAGAGGCCCCCAGCUCUCUAGGCCUUUCAGGGAACACGGGGAUGGAGGUGCUCCUUUGGCCACAGGCCUACGAAUCUAUGAGAAAGGUGAGCUUGUAGACAUCAAGGGAGUAGGCCCUGUUCAAAAAGGAAUGCCUACCCGUUACCAUGGUAAUACUGGAGGCUCUGUUACCCAGCAUGCAAUGGGUGUUGUUGGAAACAAACAAGGAAAGGGCAAGAUUCUUGCCAAGAGAAUUCAUGUUGGUAGAGCGCAUACUAAGCUCUCUAAGAGCAGAGAGAGCCUGAAACGUGUGAAGGAAGAUGAUCAAAAGAGAGAGAAAGGUACUUGGGUUCCUCUGAAGCGCCCGCCUGUUCCACCCAGAGACACAUAUGCUGUGAGAUCCCAUGGAAAGGGCACUAAGAAGCUUAAGCCACUUCCGCAUGUAUUGCCACAGCAUUUUUCAGUCUUGGGAAAAACAGUUCAGCAAGUCUACCCAGCUAGAAUAUUUUUGUCAUUGCCACAAACCCCCUUUCCAGCUGCAUCUCUUGGAAUAGAUAAUAGUGUGUCCAAUCUGAAUAAACCCAAGGCUCACAGGAAGAAUGAGACAUUUUGGGGAGACUGGACACAGGAGAGAAGUUCAGGGGGGAAAAAUGCCUUGAACUCCCCCUAUCACAACGGCGUGGAUAAGGAGGAUUGGAAGGACAAUCCCACAUCAUUUGUUCCAUCGUUCUGGAUAGAAGCAUAUCUUGAAAGUGUUUGA